GGCUUUCCUGUUGAUAGGUUAGCGUGCAAGACAAGAGCGAUAGCCUUUACCUCAUUUAUGUACUUGAGCGUUCAGAAAUAGGAUCUAAUAACGACUUUAUUCGAGGAGGAAAAUUCUAACGAAAAGUUAUACAGAGUGAGAGAUGGAUUCGCAGACGAAGGCUGACCCGAUGCGCGUGCUCGUCACGGGCGGAUCCGGUUUGGUCGGGAAGGCCAUCGAGCACGUGGUGAAACAGGAAGGCGGCUGUCUCGAGGGCGAGCAGUGGACCUUCCUGUCCUCCAAAGAGGCCAACUUCGUAGAUCUACAACAGACAAGAGCAGUGUUUGAGAAGUAUCGGCCCACCCAUGUCAUCCACCUGGCUGCCAAGGUGGGAGGACUCUAUCUUCACAUGAAGGAGAACCUACACUUUCUGAGGGACAACCUUCGCAUCAAUGACAACGUGCUGCAGACGUCUCACGAAAGGGGCGUCACCAAGGUGGUGUCCUGUCUGUCCAGCUGCAUCUUUCCUGACAAGACCACAUACCCUAUCGAUGAGAGCAUGAUCCACAAUGGGCCUCCACACGACUCAAACUUUGGCUACUCACAUGCCAAAAGAAUGAUUGAUAUUCAGAACAGGGGAUACUUUGCGCAGCAUGGGCGCCGCUACACCGCCGUAAUCCCGACUAACGUGUAUGGUCCCUAUGACAACUUCAACUUUGAAAAUGGUCACGUGCUCUCGGCACUCAUGCAUAAGACAUAUGCUGCUAAAAAGGAGGGAACCCCGCUACAGGUGUGGGGCUCUGGAACACCCAGGAGACAAUUCAUCUACUCUCUGGAUGUAGCACGUCUGUUCCUCUGGGUGCUGCGGGAGUAUGAUGAGAUUGACCCCAUCAUUCUCUCUGUGGGGGAGGAGGAGGAGCUCCCCAUCAAGGACGCCGUAGAGAUGAUUGCAGAUGCCCUGGACUUCAAAGGUCAAAUAGUUUUCGACACCAGCAAGUCAGACGGUCAGAUGAAGAAGACGGCCAGCAACGCCAAGCUGCGACGCUACCUCCCUGACUUCACCUUCACGCCGCUCUCUGAAGGUAUCAAGAAGACCUGUGAUUGGUUCGUGAACAACUACGACAUAGCCCGAACUUGAAGACAAAUGAAGAUCGAGACAUGAAUAUUGUUUAAUGAAAAAGACGAGGGCUACGUCCCAAUACUAC
Salvelinus namaycush (lake trout) is the source of this 1184-nucleotide messenger RNA. Its product is annotated as GDP-L-fucose synthase-like. The record is from RefSeq and is a predicted model, not a curated record. Lineage: Eukaryota; Metazoa; Chordata; Actinopteri; Salmoniformes; Salmonidae. Gene Ontology annotation, biological process: nucleotide-sugar biosynthetic process. Gene Ontology annotation, molecular function: GDP-L-fucose synthase activity. Bases 143 to 1117 code for a protein of 324 amino acids. The transcript has 11 exons.